This is a messenger RNA of Spizellomyces punctatus DAOM BR117, 1873 nucleotides long. RefSeq lists its product as uncharacterized. Gene Ontology annotation, molecular function: protein kinase binding; cyclin-dependent protein serine/threonine kinase regulator activity. The transcript has a single exon. Gene Ontology annotation, biological process: regulation of cyclin-dependent protein serine/threonine kinase activity. The record is from RefSeq and is a predicted model, not a curated record. Gene Ontology annotation, cellular component: nucleus; cyclin-dependent protein kinase holoenzyme complex. NCBI's taxonomy places the organism in Eukaryota, Fungi, Chytridiomycota, Chytridiomycetes, Spizellomycetales, Spizellomycetaceae. The coding region runs from base 458 to 1615 and encodes 385 amino acids.
CAAAAUUCCCCCUCUUCUUAUCCUUUUUACAACAAACCUUUUGGGGGGGCUUCCGGUCCACAUCCUCCUUCCUCCAUUUCUCCUGCUCUCCCCGUUACCUUCAAAGCAAGCAAAAGGGCUAAAAAAAAGAUCCAUUUCUCAUCCGAAAUUUGGUUCGCAAGUGCGUGAUCGUCUUCUCGGCUUUGCGCUCAUUUAUUUUUUGCACGCCGCCGGAUGACAGCACAGAUGGCAUGUUGAGAAAGGGGUCCAUCUUUUUUUCAAAAUCGCCGAGUGCAAACGGUCGAGUUGGGCUGUCGCAAAAAAACUCGUCAACACAACACAUACACACAAUGAAAUGAUCUCAUAGAUAGUCCUUGAAAGCAAAAAACAACAGCCUUCGGUCUCCUUCUUGCCCUAGCCUUUGGGUUUAUCCGUUAGCCUUUCUCUCGCCCUCCCUGCCCUUCCUUUCCUCCUCCAGAUGGCGGUCUUAACGUGGACUGGUCUGCAUCCGACGACCCAUCCUCACAGCCACUACUACUACAAGUCCUACUCGUCAAUGAACCAUCAUGUCCCGCACCAUCAGCCGUCUCAGCGCCGCCCUCGCAGAACUUCCCCGUCCCCGUCCUUGUCGUCAUCAUCGAAAGCGAUACCCCAGUUGGUAGCACACUUUAUUUGCCUGGUUGUUCACCGAACAUGGCCAAGACCGAACGGCCAGCUCUCUUCGCAGCCAUCCUCCACAUUCGACGACGCUCAACCUCACCCUUCCUUCCUCGCCUUUGUCAACCGAAUUGUACGAAUGUCUGGUGUCUCCAGCGACCUCCUUUUCCUCGCCCUCCUCUACAUCAUCCGUCUUCGCCGUUCCUCGUCCGGUUCCUCAUCCAUGCUUGAACCUACAUCGCCAACGACGCAGUCUUUGGUAUCAACACACUCAUUUGAAUCACAGGCGGCACUUUCAGAAGCACGCCUUGUCACAGCCGCCAUCAUCCUCGCUCAAAAAGUCACGGAUGAUAACAGAUUCACCAACAAAACCUGGGCAGAGCUGACUGGAUUUGUUUUGACGGACGUGAACCAGAUGGAAGCGGACUUUCUCGCACGGGUGGAUUUUCGGUUACAUGUCGGGGACGGGGAAUAUGCUGCCUGGGUGCGGCAUUGCAAGACUUGGGCGAGGCAACUCGGUGUUUUGCUGGAACACGGCGGAGAACAAGUAAACACCGUCCAACCCGUCCAACCAGAUGGCAAGGUCGCUGGUUAUUACCGAAAGCGCAAAGCGGGUGUCCCCGACUACGCACUCAGUGAUACAUCUACCCGAAAGCGAGCCGUUCGCCGCCCACUCGACAUGACUACAUACCCUGUGGACCAAGCAAAAUGGGCCGCUCCUACCGCCCCCCACGUCUUUUCCGCCCUCCCCGCUCCAUUCCAACAACCACACAACUCUCAAACAGCGCCCAUCCACUACGUCACCCUCCCACAGCCAACACCAUCCGCAUACUCUUGGACAUGUUGUGCCCAUGAGUUCCAGCAGCCUCUUUACGCUGUCUGUGGAUACACAUAUACCACCACGGGUCACGUCGUUGCUGAAACCACUUGGCUGGAUGGGAUGGGAAUGGCUAUUGGGCAGUAUGGCUAUAUGCAGUGAAAUAACAUUUGGGGAUGACUAUCUUUAUAUGUUUGUAUGUAUAUCGUAUGUGAUUUUCAUGGGUCAUUGGGGGGGACGUCAAUGGGGUUCUUUAAAUACCGUAUUUGCGGGAAUCUUUUCGGGAAAUGUACAGCUUUUGUUUUUAGAAUAUAGGUAUGGCAUGCUGAUACUACAGUGGUCAUUUUACAUCUUGGGGAUCCAUAUUUCUUUCUUUGUGUUUCUCUGUGUACAAUAUAUAUACUUUUUGCUGCUAAAACG